Messenger RNA from Symbiodinium sp. CCMP2456, 1634 nucleotides. The record is from the annotation of a GenBank genome assembly. NCBI's taxonomy places the organism in Eukaryota, Dinophyceae, Suessiales, Symbiodiniaceae.
GCCGAGGCCGACCGCUUGAGGAGAGCAGCUCCUCGUGCAGAUGACCAUCGUGAUCCUGGAGCAGCUCUUCGUGGAGGUGGUCGUGACGACGGUCCGGUCCAGCCACCAGCAGGUCUUGAAGGUGAUGAGCUUGAGGCGUUUGUGGCGAAACAAGCAGCAGAUGCUCUCGAGGGCGAUGGUUUGCGAACACCGUUGGCAAGAGAUGUCCCAGAGGAGCCGACCGACGAGGACCGAGCACUUCACUCUUUGACUCACAUUCCUUUUGCAAGGUGGUGCUCGGCAUGCGUUCGGACCCGCUCUCGUGCAGACGCUCAUCGACCGCAACGCGUGGAACAACAGUGGUCAGUGCUGCAGGUGGACUUUUACUUCACGGCCGCCGACCCUGAAGGACGGCCAGCCCCCGGAGAUGAUGGUGAUGGUGCUCCUCUUUGUUGCUUGCUGGCAGUGGACUUGGACACGCGUAUGGUUCUUGCUGUGCCGUGUCCUGGAAAAGGGGCCACGGUGCUUACGAGAUGCACACAGGAGCUGGCCCGCUUCACCAUUGCCCUCCAUGCCAGCGAGCCCGUGACGAUCCAGUCAGAUGGGGAGCCCUCGAUAAAGAGCGUGGUGCGUGCCGUGGCUCAGGCUCGCCAUGCGUUGGGCCACCGCACCCUGCAGCGCACCACUCCUGUAGGCGACCACCAGGAUCGGCACGGCAAACUACCUGCAGAAGCUGAUCUUCGAGCGUGGUCCCACUCCCACGCUAGCUUCCUCUACAACCGCUUCAACGUCGUGGCCGGCCUACAGAGAACUCCCUACGAGAUGGCCCAUGGAGGGAAGCCCGUCACAGCCAAGCUUUGCUGCUUUGGAGAAGUUGUUUUUGGAAAAGUUCCUCGGUCAUUCAAGGGGGAACCGGUGAUGAUCGAUGGCAUGUGGGUUGGCAUCAGCGAGCACAACGGCACCGAUUGGAUGCUCACUGAGCACGGCGCUGUGCAGGCCACCUCGGUGCGGCGUGCAAGCAAGGAGCUGCAGCUACCCACCAAGGAGCUCUUGGAGAAGUACCAUGGCCUUCCUUGGGAGAAGACCACUGUGGAAAAGAAGCGGCGCAAACGCGCGCCCGUUGUUCCUUUGGCAGCUCCUCUCGCUGAUGUUGCCAGUGCUCCUGACGCUCCCGUACCAGUACUUGAUGGAGCAGUGGCCGCCGACCAGCAGGGCAACAUGGACACAGCAGGUGGAGAUGAGGCCGGGUCAGAUUCUGAUUCGUCCUGUUCAGAUGAGUUGCUGGCAGACGCCGGCGGCAGCCCAGCUUCAAAGCGAAAGGCUGACGAGGUUGGCUUGGAUGAUGGCGAGCGGCAAGAGCGAGCAGCCGCAAGCUCUGAGCCGAUGGUGCGGGAGGUUGAGACUGUCGAUGCUGAUUGGUUUGAGGCCGGGGCCGGGACCACGGAGCCGAGCGACCCUAGCUUCAAUGAGGAUGAAUGGGAGGUCGUUGGUGAGCCCACCAGUGAACCACCCAACCUCUCCGAUGCCCCCCCUGCGGUGCUGGACCACGAGGCCGAGCUCUACGAGACGGAGCGGCUUAAGCUCAUGGACGUCCUCCGCGAGCCGGCGCACGACUUGGACCACUACGAGAAGCUCACCGUGACCUUUGUGCACAA